Pieris macdunnoughi is the source of this 486-nucleotide messenger RNA. NCBI's taxonomy places the organism in Eukaryota, Metazoa, Arthropoda, Insecta, Lepidoptera, Pieridae. The record is from the annotation of a GenBank genome assembly.
AUGCUUCAACAGUAUACUGCACCGAUAUUGUACGUAUUAAACUCGCUUAUAAACAAAUGUAACACUGUAAAGAAUUAUCAAGUAAGACGCAUUAAUGAUACAACAUACUUAGUAACAUGUUAUCCAGAAAUAGAUUGUUUAGAUUUCGAGAGCCAAAUUGUCCCCGUAAACGACAAACGGUAUACGGCGUUUGUCAAUACAUGGCGAGAACCGACAACUAUAACAGUCGGGGAGAAACCAAAGCAUAAACCACCUUCAGCCUCUUUUAUAACUAAAGUUCGGGAGAAUUAUUUUCGUCAUUUCUUUGCUACGAAGAAAACGCCGACGCCUACUGACGUAGAUAACAUGUAUGACGCAUUUUCACUUGAUCGUAAUCUUCAGAAGGCAAGACGUUUAGCUUCUUUACUAAAGGCAGAGGUCCCAAAAGAUGUGAUCCAAAAUUCGGAAGUAAAAAUUCUCCGGAAGAGGGGAAAACGUCCUUUUUAA